Molecule: messenger RNA, 715 nt
Organism: Myotis davidii
Lineage: Eukaryota; Metazoa; Chordata; Mammalia; Chiroptera; Vespertilionidae
Gene: CCDC7
Product: coiled-coil domain containing 7
Exons: 6
Source: RefSeq, a predicted model, not a curated record
UUUUUCACCUAUAAUUUGGAAGAUAAGUAAAUAACAAAAUGAAGCCAGUAAAGCAUCUGUUGCCCUCUAGUAAUAAAUUGGCAAGUGUUCCAGAAUUAAGUUACAAUAAAGGAUUUCAUAAUUCACUAUUGUCACCUAAACCAAAGGAAAAACAAAGUUCAAAGUUAGUGCGUGAGAAACUUGAACCAAUGGUCUUAAGAUCUCCACCAACAGGAGAAUCCGUUGUGAGGUAUGCUUUGCCCAUUCCAUCAAGUAAGACAAAGGAAUUAAUAGCAGAAGAUGAAUUGCUCAGAAAAAUUACCAAACAUCUAAAGAUGGUUGUUUCUACUUUGGAAGAAACCUACGGAAUGGGCAGUGAAAAUGUAGAAAACCCACUUGUAAAGUCUGAACCUGAAGAAGUAUCUUUAUCUGUUGGGGAUGAUCUAAAUUCAUUCUUGGUAUGUUGUUCACAAUUUGCAGCUCAAUUAGAAGGAGCAGUUAAAGAGGAGAGUCAUAUUUUGGAAUCUCUUUUUAAGUGGUUUCAGCGACAGGUCAAUCAAAUGGAAGAGAUAAGUAAAGAUCAAAGUUUUUCAGAAGUAGAGUUUCCAAUACCUGAUAAAGCAGUCACUAUAAACAUUGCACAAGUAGUAAAGCAGGUGCAAAAACUUGAAGCACUGAAAAAUCGGCUUAAAGGACAAUCUACACAACCUUCGAAAGUCAUGCUAUCUAAGUCCAA